AUGGUAGCUGGAGAAGACCGCGUCAGGGAGAAUGUGGUGGGCACAACAGACACACAAGCAGCGAACGGCACAGCUGGAGCAGAGUCCGGCUCCAGCAGACGGAAGCUCCACUGCUGCAUCCGAGUGACGACCGUGCAGGUACAGAAGGCCCUGUGGGGGGUCGCCAUGGUGAUGUGCGUGUGCUCGUCCUGGGCAGGCUCCACCCAGCUGGCCAAGCUGACCUUUAAGCAGUUCGACGCCCCCUUCACCCUCACAUGGUUCGCCACCUCCUGGAACAGCCUCUUCUUCCCCCUCUAUUACAUCGGCCACCUGUGCAAGAGUCCGGAGAGGCAGACGCCCAGACAGAGAUUCAGGGAGUGCUGUAGGUUUUUCGGGGACGACGGGCUGACGCCCAAGGUGUUUUUCACCAAGGUGGCGCCCUUUGGCCUCCUGUGGAUCCUCACCAACUACCUGUACCUGCAGGCCCUCAGGAAGAUCAACACAACAGACGUGUCGGCGCUCUUCUGUUGUAACAAGGCCUUCGUCUUCCUGCUGUCCUGGAUUGUACUCAGAGACCGCUUCAUGGGGGUCAGGGUGAGUUCAGCUGCCC
Labrus bergylta (ballan wrasse) is the source of this 589-nucleotide messenger RNA. The record is from RefSeq and is a predicted model, not a curated record. NCBI's taxonomy places the organism in Eukaryota, Metazoa, Chordata, Actinopteri, Labriformes, Labridae.